Molecule: messenger RNA, 5526 nt
Organism: Branchiostoma floridae (Florida lancelet)
Lineage: Eukaryota; Metazoa; Chordata; Leptocardii; Amphioxiformes; Branchiostomatidae
Exons: 26
Coding region: 1-5274 (1757 amino acids)
Biological process (GO): monoatomic ion transport
Cellular component (GO): membrane
Molecular function (GO): protein binding; extracellular ligand-gated monoatomic ion channel activity
Source: RefSeq, a predicted model, not a curated record
AUGGCUGGUUUACGUGGCUGGUAUAAGGUGUUCAUCCUUGUGGUGUUCUUCGCCUGCUUGACCAGUGCCGACCAAGGAGACCUCGGUUCCCGUAACAACAGUGAGCCAUUCCUGUUGGUGGCUGAUCGUGAUGGAUCCACCAUUCUCCAAAUUAACAUCACUUCCGGAUCAAAGGUCACACUGCCCCUGGUAGAUGUUGGAAACCCCCACGCGCUGGACCACGACCCGCUCACCGACUACGUGUACUGGUCAGAUGGAGGGAACAACAACGUCAAACGGGCUCGUCGUGAUGGAAGUGGCAUGGAGACCAUCAUAGAUACCGGCAGCCCUGUCUUUGGCCUGGCGUUGGACCACGCUGGGGGGAAUAUCUACUGGUCUGCCUUAAGCACAGACACCAUCUCUGUAGCAAAUAAGAACGGAUCGUCCGCCAGAACUCUUCUGACGUCACCAGCCAUUGGAAACCCUGAGGGUCUGGUCCUGGACCCCAGGAAUGGAUUCCUGUACUGGGUGGACGAUAAUGCCAGGAUUGUCCGUGCUGCGAUGGAUGGUAGUACCAAAACCAAUAUCAUCGUGGAUCUAAAUGCUCCCUCAGCCAUUGCAAUAGACUUCUAUGAGGAUCGGCUGUACUACCGUCAUCAGGACUACGGCAUCUACAGCUCAGACCUGCUGGGCAACGAUAUCCGACAGGUGCUGUAUGAAGACGGGAAGUGGAUUGAGGGAAUCGCGGUUGAUGAGGACUUCGUCUACUGGUCCUCUCACUGGUGGGAUUCAUCAUCAUCAUCCCUGCAGGGAGAAAUCGGAAAGCUGUCCAAGUCCGACCUGACCAAGACUGUGCUGGUGGGUGGCCUGGAGGCCCCAUACGGCAUCUACCUGUCCACGGCAGCGCCUCCUGGCGUCACCACUGUGACACCUUCGACAACAUCACCCACGACUGUCGUGCCCAGCACCGAACCCACGACUGUCGUGCCCAGCAUCAAACCCACGACUGUCCUGUCCAGCACCGAACCCACGACUGUCGUGCCCACCACCGAACCCACCACUGUCGUGCCCAGCACCGAACCCACGACUGUCGUGCCCAGCACCGAACCCACGACUGUCGUGCCCAGCACCAAACCCACGACUGUCGUGCCCAGCACCGAACCCACGACUGUCGUGCCCAGCACCGAAUCCACAACUGUCGGGCCCAGUACCGAACCCACGACACCGGCCACCACACCUUUUACUGGAGAUCUCGGCUCCCGUAACAACAGUGAGCCAUUCCUCUUGGUCGCUGACAAUAGUGGAGACACCAUUCUCCAAAUCAACAUCACUUCCGGAUCAAAGGUCACACUGCCACUUGUAGGUGUUGUAGCGCCCUGGGCCCUGAACUACGACCCGCUCACCGACUACGUGUACUGGUCAGAAUAUAGCGGCAACGUCAAACGGGCUCGCCGUGAUGGAAAUGGCAUGGAGACCAUCAUAGUCACCGGCAGCAGCAAUGUCCCAGGCCUGGCGUUGGACCACGCUGGGGGGAAUAUCUACUGGUCUGUCUACAGCACAAGCACUAUCUCUGUAGCAGAGAAGGACGGAUCGUCCGCCAGGACACUUCUGACGUCACCGGACAUCUUGCAGCCUGGGCGCCUCGUCCUGGACCCCAGGCAUGGAUUCCUGUACUGGGUGGAAAGUGGAGCCAGGAUUGUCCGAGCUGCGAUGGAUGGUAGUAACAAAACCAUAAUCGUCAAUGGUCUGACUGAUCCCUUCGCCAUUACAAUAGACUACUAUGAGGAUCGGCUGUACUACCGUGAUCAGCGGUACCGCAUCUACAGCUCAGACCUGCUGGGCAACGAUAUCCGACAGGUGCUGUUUGAAGACGGGAAGUGGGUUAAUGGAAUCGCGGUUGAUGAGGACUUCGUCUACUGGUCGUCAUCAUCCCAUCAGGGAGAAAUCGGAAAGCUGUCCAAGUCCGACCUGACCAAGACUGUGCUGGUGGGUGGCCUGGAGGCCCCAUACGGCAUCUACCUGUCCACGGCAGCGCCUCCUGGCGUCACCACUGUGACACCUUCGACAACAUCACCCACGACUGUCGUGCCCAGCACCGAACCCACGACUGUCGUGCCCAGCACCGAACCCACGACUGUCAUGCCCAGCACCGAACCCACGACUGUCGUGCCCAGCACCGAACCCACGACUGUCGUGCCCAGCAUCAAACCCACGACUGUCCUGUCCAGCACCGAACCCACGACUGUCGUGCACAGCACCAAACCCACGACUGUCGUGCCCAGCACCGAACCCACGACUGUCGUGCCCAGCACCAAACCCACGACUGUCGUGCCCAGCACCGAACCCACGACUGUCGUGCCCAGCACCGAACCCACGACUGUUGUAUCCAGCACCAAACCCAUGACUGUCGUGCCCAGCACUGAAUCCGCAACUGUCGGGCCCAGUACCGAACCCACGACACCGGCCACCACACAUUUUACUGGCUGUCCUCCUGGCUACUCUGCCCAUGGGGGUUCGUGCUUCAAGGCGUACAACCAAGGCAAAACCUACAACCAGGCCAGGAAGGUGUGUGCAGCGAACAGGGGGCUUCUGGCCAUGCCGAAGGACGAAGACGCGGACGACUUCUUGAGGGACCUGAAGGACACCGUGGAUCCCAACUCCCCUUUCUGGUUUGGCAUGAGCGAUCAGAGUGGCGAGGGAAGGUGGGUGUGGGAAGAUGGGACUCCGUACAACACAGCCGCGAACUGGCCGAAUGGGGGGUGGCAGCCGGGGGAACCCAACAAUGAAGGGGAAGGAGAAGUCUGCGCCAACCACUUCCGUUCCGGCUGGAACGACGCGCCCUGCUCGACUCCACACAACUUCAUCUGUCAGCUGAAUGAUGCAAUCGACUGCCCCCUGGGGUACCACCAGUGCGGACACGGAAAUGCCUGCAUCCUGGCGUGGCAGCGGUGCGACGGGCGGACGGACUGUACAGACGGGAGUGACGAGGAAAAUUGUGUGUGCCUGCCAACUCCUGUGGAUCUGAACCUCGGCGGCAGACUUGCGAUGCUGCCGAAUCAGCUGGAACAGACGACGUUUGAGGAGAUACAGAAUUCCUCUGUCGUGGAGCUGCUCGACAGUUCGACCAGCAACGCAGAGAACCAACAUCCUGAGUUCCGGGAAUUCGUAUCUACGGUCAUCUUCCCGCGAUGUCUUGUCUCCGAAGAGAACAACACAUCCUGCACUUUGUCUCCACAUGGAGACAACACGGCCUCGUGCAUGACACAACUGCUGCCGUGCCGCUCGUGGUGUGAGGAAGUUCUCCACAAGGCUGAUGACCGGACGAAGAACCGGUUCCCUACCUGUGACCUGUUUCCGUCACCACCACACGCCUGUUGGAACCCGGAGCCAGACAAGAAGUACAACCAAAUUUGCUACUAUGGCAACGGUAUGAACUACCGCGGUACAUGGAAUGAAACUUCAUCCGGGGCAGAUUGUGUGGAGUGGUCCGCUGCGCAGGCUGGUUUCUACCCGACCAAGUACCCCUGGGCUAACCUGGAGAACAACUACUGCCGCAACCCGACUGGACUCGGGCAGCCAUUUUGCAUGACGGAAGAUGGCAGCCAGGAGGACUGUGACGUCAUUCAGUGCAAGCUCUUUCUCUGCGAGGACCUGGGUCCUCCAAACUACGGCCACAGAACCCCUCUCAAAAGGCACUACAACGUGGGGGAUAGGGUCGCGUACACCUGCAACGUGGGGUACUCACUAAAGCCCGGGGCUCCCACCGACGUGAGGUGCACUGAUGGAGGCCUCUGGCAGUAUGACAAGCCCAGCUGCUCAGUGGAUUUCAAGGGUAGGCUGGAAAAGGAGAUACUCGAUGUGUACAACGCAAACCAGGCGCCUGGGGCUGAGACUGAACCUGACAGUAAGACUGAGACUGAAACUGACACUAUGACUGAAACUGACUCUAAGACUGACGCUAUGACUGAAACUGAGACUGAGACUGCAACUGAAUCUAAAAAUGACACUUUGACUGAAACCGAGACCGAGACUGAAUCUAAAAAUGACACUAUGACUGAAACUGCAAAGCUCUCUCGGUCCGUCAUCCGCUUCAAUGGCUCUGUCGAACAGAUCGUCGACUUGGACGAGAAGAAGGAGCUGCUGAUUACCUCUGUUGCCAUCAACUUCACCUGGCAGGACAGCCGGCUGAAGUGGGAGCCAGAGUACUACGGGAACACUAGGAAUCUCACCUUGCCGGGCAGCAGCAUCUGGACCCCGGCAUUUACUCUGAAGAAGAAUGCUGACCCUUUGUACCGAGGCCUGCCAAAGGACGUACCGAUCGUGAUCAGCACUGAUGGUACGGUAACAUGGAGGGUGGAGACUCUGACCAGCACCAUCUGUGAUGCAAACCCGUUCUUCUUCCCUGCCGACACCAUGGAAUGCCACAUCUGUUUCUCUGUGUCCCCUGCAAUUGAAAAAACCAUCGAAUGCGGAGGGGGGAGUUCCUGUGACGUCUGGUCUCCCCCACAAGACGAAGGCGAAUGGAUUCGGAAGGACAAGAUCUUCGCUAAAGGCGGCAAGGAGUCGUGCUUCGCUGUUUAUCUGCAAAGGGUCCCGCUGUUCCACAUCGCCACUACUGUUACCCCCUGUGCCAUCCUGGUGGUGCUGAUGAUCAUCACCUUCAUCAUGCCCAUAGACAAGGGAGACCGGAUCUCCUUCGGAGUGACCAUCCAGCUCUCCAUGGUCGUGUCUCUCGUGUUUGUCACGGACGUACUUCCUGUGAAAGGAGCGCUGCCAUAUUUCGCCUCUCUGAUCGUCGUGUGCAUGGCGCUGAUGGGACUUUUCCUCCUCUUCACCUUGUACAUCAUCAGCAUCCACGACAAGGAGGGCAGUCUGUCUCCGAUGGCGAAGACUUUCUUUCUCUACUACAUGGCAAAGUUCCUGCUGCUCGGAGACCUCACAGAGAAGGAGGCUGCGAGCGGGGAUGGAGAGGCUGGCCUGACCGGCGGGAAGCUGGCCUGGCCUGAGCGGGCCAACCGCGUGGUCCCUGCCGAUGACGUGGUGGUGACCGACGUGGAGACCCCUGUUGCUGUCCCCGAGACAACCCGCCAGCCCACCCGCCUGGAGGCAGCCCUGGAGGAACAGACCUCCUGCCUGCGUAAUCUGAUCCGCAUGGCUGAGGAGCAGGUGAUGAAGAACGAGCCGGAGGUAUCCGAUUACACCCUGCUGACCCAGGUGCUCGACAGACUGUGCCUUGUCCUGUACGUCAUCAGCCUUGCCGUGGCCGUGCCCAUGACCAUGUAUCUGGGCAAGUAAAGGGAGUGUUCCAGUUUUCUCAGCAUAGUCUGAGCAUAGGGGCCCCUAUGCCGUAAUUUUGACCCCCUAUGCUGAGAUUUGAACCCCCUAUGCUGCGAUUUUGACCCCCCCCAUGCUGUCAUUUGGACCCCUAUACUGUGAUUUGGACCGCCUUUGCUUUGAUUUAGACCCAAAUGCUGUGAUUUUGCCCCCACAUGCUUUGAUUUGGACACCCUAUGCUGUGAUUUGGAUCCUUAUGUUGUGAUUUGGACC